AUGCAGGAGAUAAUUAAUAGAAUUAACAACUUGUCACUGGAAUCAAAUGAAGAGGAAGUUGGAGAACUAUUAAACGAAUUGAAAAAUUCUUUAAUUCAAAAUCCAGACGUCUCAAAAAGCAUUUUAAAUGCAAAUUUCAUCAAUUCUGUUGAAAAUUGGAUACAGUUGGAUAAUGUGACUCUUAUGUGUCAGGAUAUUUUGGAUAUAAGUUUAUCACAUUUCAAGAUAGCUGACAGCGACUCUUUUGGUAUAAUAGAGCUCCUAUUGAAAUCAUCACCACCAAUUCAAAGAAUAGCAAUUCGUAAACUUCAGACUGAUUGUCUAGCAAUAUCAGCGUUCGUUCCUAAAAGCACUGUUCUAUUGCUAAUUAAAUGCUUGAAUUCUGAACAUGUUAACAUUGGUCCAGCAACAAUAAAGCUGUUAGUUGAAUGUCUGCGAGAAGAUUUGCUCAAUGAUGCUGAUAUAAUUCAUCAAUUAUCACCGUCUUUGGAUACAACUAAAACAGAAGCAUUGUGUCGCAUUUAUGAAGUAUGUGUACGAAUUGGAAUCAAAAAUUUUACAAGCUUUGAAAAGGUGCAAUUUAUAAUUGACAAAUGUGUAAGUAACUUGACUUCUGGAUCAGAUGUACUUCUUCAAUUGAAUCUGCUGGAUAUACUUCAAAGUUUAUGUUUGAGAGAUUAUGGAUUAUCGUACCUUGAGAACAAAAAUGUAUUGCAAAACUUGUCGAGAAAAAUAGAGGAUAUCAAUGAAGAUCCAUUGAGUGGACUUCUUUUGCCAGGCUUAAUGAAGUUUUUUGGUGGAGUUGCUUCCUUAUAUCCUCAAAAAAUCUUUCAAAAUUAUUCUUCUCUUUUCGAUUUAUUAUUCAACUGCAUAUUAGAAGAUCAUCCCUCAUUGAUAUAUUCAGCACUAGAUACAUUGGGAUAUUUAAGUAAAUCUGAUGAAUGCAAAAAGUCGUUAGACAAUGAUUUCGGACACAAGUUUGUUCAAGUUGUAGAACAUGUUUAUCAAAAUAUUCCAAAUUAUCCUAACGAUGUUAAAGUAAGAGCUCUCUUAUGCUUGGAGCAAGUUUUUGCACCAGACGAUUAUGAGGAAAUGAUCAACAAUCAAAUCACUAGCAUCUGUGAGAAAUGGUGCAUUGGACUUUUUGGACCCUCAAAAGACUUUUCUACACUUUUAAACAUCUGCAAAACACCUUUUGAUGAUUUGUCUACAGCGGCUUUUAAACUUGUUAAAUCUCUUGCCAUUUAUUCUUUUGGACAGGAAGGAAUUGCCAAAACUGGCGGAUUUGUGGAGUAUUUAAUGAGUAGAAAAAGUGGAUCUACACUUGAACUUAAACAAAAAAAGUAUGAAGUGAUUGAGAUUCUUGCAAGAUCCUCAAUAUUCGAUGCAACAUUAAUUGCCCAAUUUCGUAAAUAUAUAAGAGAAGGAAUUAAUUUUGUUGAGCCAAUGAGUGAAGUUAGUCUUGAGUCUUCAUAA
Molecule: messenger RNA, 1476 nt
Organism: Chironomus riparius
Lineage: Eukaryota; Metazoa; Arthropoda; Insecta; Diptera; Chironomidae
Source: the annotation of a GenBank genome assembly